AUGACGCAUAGUUGCACCAUCAGCAACCACUUCGGUGUGAGUGGAAAAUGGCUUUAUGUAUGGCUCAUGGUAACGAAUUCUACGGCUAUGCUGCUGUUCGGAUACGAUCAAGGUGUAUUCGGUGGCAUCCUUACCCUUGAAGACUUUGAAGCACGCUUCCAACUAGAGGACAAUGAGACCCUCAAGGGUGUCAUCGUCGGGUCCUACGAUCUAGGCUGCUUGGUUGGGGCACUGGCAACGGGCCCGAUCGGAAAUUGGAUUGGUCGAAAGCGAUCUAUUUUGCUGGGAACAACUGUCAUGAUGAUCGGCGCGUUCAUGCAGUUCCUUGCUCCCAAUUUUGGGAUCAUGACGGCAGGACGUGUCAUCGCGGGUGUUGGGAAUGGCAUGAAUACUGCUACAGCUCCAGUAUGGGCUUCAGAGACUAGCAAGACAGCCAACCGUGGUAAGACGGGUAUGACAUUGAUGGUUAUCAACAUUGGUGGCCUGGCAGUAUCAUGCUGGAUGACUUCUUCGUCAAGUCCGAGCUUGCGUGGCGUUUUCCUCUUGCCUUUCAGCUCUGCUUCGUACUCGUCAUCUUUCUCACCGCCUUCUGGCUGCCAGAAUCGCCUCGAUGGCUCGCUAUGA
Messenger RNA from Letharia columbiana, 624 nucleotides. RefSeq lists its product as uncharacterized. The record is from RefSeq and is a predicted model, not a curated record. Gene Ontology annotation, cellular component: membrane. Gene Ontology annotation, biological process: carbohydrate transport; transmembrane transport. Gene Ontology annotation, molecular function: carbohydrate:proton symporter activity. The transcript has 4 exons. NCBI's taxonomy places the organism in Eukaryota, Fungi, Ascomycota, Lecanoromycetes, Lecanorales, Parmeliaceae. Bases 1 to 624 code for a protein of 207 amino acids.